Molecule: messenger RNA, 6721 nt
Organism: Pezoporus flaviventris
Lineage: Eukaryota; Metazoa; Chordata; Aves; Psittaciformes; Psittacidae
Product: hydrocephalus-inducing protein-like
Exons: 38
Coding region: 1-6651 (2216 amino acids)
Biological process (GO): cilium movement; axonemal central apparatus assembly
Cellular component (GO): axoneme
Source: RefSeq, a predicted model, not a curated record
AUGAUGUCUGAAGGUGAAGAUGUUCACAAAAGCCUUUGUGGAAGAGCUGUAAAUGUCAACAUCAGGCUUGACAAGAGCUCCUUGACGGUUGAGAAGACUUCCGUCACGCUGUCAAACCAAAGAUGCGUGGUCAUCCACAAUCAGAGUGCCAUCACGGCUCACUUCCAGUGGAAGCGUUCUGUUGAUCAGGAAGAGGAGGAGCGGCAGAAGCUGAGGCUGCAGAGGCAGGAAGAGGACAAGCUGGUUGAUGUUCCUAAGGAGCACGGGGUGGUGCGCCCUCUCGGAGAACAGCCUUCCCUUCCCAUCUGCACCUCCCAGAACCAGGGGACAGAGGUGCAGGGAGACUCCGUGCCUUUCUGCAAUGAUAUUUUCACCAUUGUGCCCAUGGAGGGAGAUAUCUUGCCAAAUUCUUCACUUGAAAUCAGCGUGAUCUUUAAGCCCAAAGAAGCCGGAGUCUACCAAGAGACAGUCUACUGUGACAUCUCAGGCUGUGAGAGCAGGCUGCCCCUGUGCAUCAGCGGGGAAGGCGUCGGGCCCCAGGUGGAACUCAGCUGUGAGCAGCUGAGCAUCGGGGAGGUGUCUGUGGGCUCAAGCCACAGCUACAGGGUGAUCCUGCUCAACAGAGGAGUUCUUGAGGCUCCCUUCGGCGUGGUCUAUGCGGAGAGAGCUCUGGGCUCCUGCUUCACCUUUGCCCCCCGGGAGGGCGUGCUUUUGCCUUUCGAGCAUCAGGUCAUCUGGAUCUCCUUCAAUGCUACUGUCCUGGGGCAGUUCACAGAAGAAUUCCAGUUCAGGGUGAAGGGAUCCCCUGAGCCUCUGACGCUGACUGUGAGCGGCUGUGUCAUCGGGCCGGCAUUUCAUUUCAAUGUGUCGUCCCUCAGCUUCGGUGAAGUCUCCUUUGGCUUUCCUCGCACCCUGUGCUGCCGCCUCACUAACACUUCCCCGGUGCCCUUCAACUUCAACCUUCGCAUUCCUGGGGACGGCUCAGGAGCACCCAGCGUGACCAGUUUUGCUCAGGUGUCAGACAGCACUGGUCCGUCGUGGAGAAAGCCAGCGCGAGGUGCCAAGAAGCCAGCUGAAUUUACUAUCAGGCCCUUGACAGGGACCGUCUGCUCCAAGGGACACUUGGAUAUCCAGGUCACCCUGUGCUCCAACACCGUGAAGAGAUACAAGCUGGCCCUGGUGGUCGAUGUGGAUGGUGUUGGCAGAGAGGUGUUAUCACUGCCCAUCAGAGCCAGAUGUGGCAUUCCCCUGCUGCGAGUGCUCCACCCAGCUGUGACAUUUGGACGAUGCUCUCUCAAAGUCCCUUAUCAGCAGAUGCUGACCCUUGUGAACGACAGCAACCUGCCAGGCUGCUACUGGGCUCUUCCUCAGGAGAACAAGGAUGCUGCUGCUGUGUGGUACUCCAGCCCUGAGCCCCGUGGGAUUAUCCAGCCUCACAGCUCGGUGGAGAUCCCGUUCACACUGGAAGUCCAGGUGACAGGAGAGCAGGACACCGUUGCUCAUGUUGCGGUGUUUGGGAGUAAAGAAUCCCCACUGAAAAUCCAUUUACUGAGCACUGGCGAAGGACCAGUUGUCCACGUGCACCCAAGUGAGAUAAAUUUUGGCUGCAUCCAAGUUCUACAAGAUGCUUCCCGAAGCCUCCACCUCUGCAAUCAGUCUGUCAUCCCUGCAUCCUUCUCGGCAAAGAUGGCUGGCGAAAACGCGUGGUGGAGUAUUGGACCCAGUCAAGGAGUGAUCCCUGCCAAGGCCGAGGUGUCUGUGGUUGUCACUGCGAAUUUGGAUGACACGGAGCAAUUCAAGGACGAGGUGGUGCUGUUCAUUGAGAACAGUCAUGCCUGCGUCAUCCCCGUCCAGGCUGUUGGCGUUGGCACCACGAUUGUCGUUGACAAACCCUUUGGCCCGGAGCUCAAGCUGGGCCCCUGCUUCAGCCUGGAUCCCUGCUGUUACCGCUUCAAGAUGACAAACAAAGGACAACGCACCCAUCUGCUCUAUUGGACCACAGAAGGUGGCACCACACUUGAGCAGCGCAAGCAUCUCCCUCCCGUCAGGAACACCAAGGGCAAGGUUUCCUCCUGCGGCCCCGUGUUUAAGCUUCAGCCGCUGAGGACGGAGCUGAUGCCUGGCCAGACAGCGGAGAUGGUGCUGGAAGGCUCCUGCAGCACCCCCCAGGUGGUGAAGGAGAAGCUGCUGUGUCACGCCAUCGUGGGCAAGGAGGGAGUGAAGAAUCUGAUCAUGCAGGUGGACGUCACGUGCGAGUUCAUUGCUCCCGCCCUGCAAAUAUCCAGCAGAGAAAUCCCUUUCCGGGUGGAGAAGCACCCCAGUGAUGUCCUGACUCUUCAGUACAAGCCUCUCUCUUUAAAGAACAUCUGCUGCCUGCCCCUCACUGUGGUCCUUGCCUUAGAGCAGCCCUUCUCCAUCUGCGGUGCGGACCAGCAGCCUCUCCCUGCAGAUGCUCAGCCCACGAAGCUGAGGAGAGGGGAGGAACUUCAACUCUGCAUCGCAUUUAACCCUGCUUACGAGGAAGACUUGCUUAUCCGGGCAGCAGAGAAGGCUCUGAAGAUCAGGUUCCUGGAGCAUCCUCAUGAAGAGCAGGUCACUGUUCGGGGAGAAGUCUACUUCCCGAAUCUCCAGCUCCAGACCACGGCCCUGGACUUUGGCUGCAUCUUGAAUGACACCAAGGAUGUGCGUUACAUGGAGAUGAGCAACUGCAGCCCGCUGGUUGUCCAGUACCACUGGUCAUUCCUGAAGGACAGCCAGGUGAACCCAGUGAGGUUCCUGGAGACAGAGCCCCUCGCCUUGGGUGUGGAGGAGGUUUUCGAUAUCCUGCCGCUGCACGGUGAGCUGCAGCCGGGCCAGAGCCAGCGUGUCACCUUCUCCUUCUUCGGCCACGCCAACACCGUCACCCAGGUCACGGCGCUGUGCAGGGUGGAGGGAGGCCCGAGCUACGAGGUGGCUCUGCGUGGGGAGGCCUCGCGCAUCAGCUACCUCCUGGACACCACCGAGAUCGACUGCGGGCUGCAGGUGUUUAACAAAGUCACGGAAGCAGCGGUGACCCUGCAGAACAGCGGGAAGCUGGGAUUUGCCUUUGUGGUGCUGAGCCCCGGCACAGGCACUGCAGCCAGCCCUCUGCCUGGCGUGCCCCUGGUCGUGCCUAGCACGGGUUACGCUGAACCUGGCAAGCAGCAAGUGCUCAAAGUCUAUUACCUGCCAGGAGUGCCUGGAGUCUUCUGCAGGGCUUUCCAGAUCCAAGUGGGUCACCUGGAGCCAGAGAAAAUCACGCUGAAAGGAGAAGGGACCUUUCCCAGGAUCCACUUGGACCUGCCCAGGAACAUCAAAGGCAAUGCCAAAUAUGAGAAGAUCCUCCAAAAGGCCAAAGAAAAGGUGGACAAAGGCAGACAGAGAGAGGAGGCCAUUGCUCUGGGGGAGGCUGUGGCAGGCGAGCCCCGCAUGGACGACUCGGGCACCGUGUGGGAUGCUGAGCUGCAGAUGCAGAUGGAGGAGAUGCUUAUUGAGGAGCAUGCCUUGGAGCAGCAGAAAGCUCUCACGUCCCGUCCUGCGGAGGACACUGCCUUUCACCAGCGUGUACAUCGGAGGCUUCUCAAAGCUGAGCUGCCCGAAUACGUCCUGGACCUUGGCUAUGUUGUUCCCGGUGACAUCCACACACGCAUCGUGAAGGUCACCAACACCGGGCACUUCCCUGCAUCUUUCCAUGUUGAUGGAUAUGUCCUAGAUAACACAGGCUUCAGCGUGUGCCUGGACCGUGUGAAGCGCCUGCCCUCCUGUGAGAGCAAGACAUUUGAAGUGUGCUUCGACCCACAAAGUGCCAGCCGGCCUCUGGGAAAGGUGGAUGUGCUCCUGCCCAUCAAGGUCAGAGGAGGCCCCACAUCGCAGGUCCGCCUCCGUGCCAUCGUGGCUGAGCCGUCCCUCAGCCUCUCCAGGGACAGGCUGGAGUUCUCCGCUGUCCAGUGUGGGCAGUGCCAGGAAGAAACCAUCCAGCUCCACAACACGUUCCAGGUCCCCUGUCAAUGGUCCAUCAGCGUGAAUGAGCCUGUUAAGGAGGUGAACAAACAUCUGCCGGCGAGCGAGCAUCAGAAGCUGCUCGAGGAGAUGAAGUCUGCGCCCUGUGGCUUCGAGGUGCUGCCGUCAGCUGGAACGCUCGCUCCAGGACAGCAGUGCCAUGUCCAAGUCCGUUUUUCACCCACGGAAGAGAAGUGCUACCGGGGCGAGCUGCACAUCCAGAUUUGCCAGAGCAGCCAACGCCUCCAGGUGCCGGUCUUGGGACGUGGUCUGGAGCCACGGCUGGAGUUCAGCCCCGCGGAGCUCGAGCUGGGACCGCUGCUGCCACAGAGCCAUGGGGAAGAGGGGACAGUGGUGGUGAAGACCCCCUGUGAGGUUUACUCGCUGGAGUUUGACCAGCAGCGCCUUGCUGAGGAGCAGCUCCUACGGACACCGCAAGGUGACAACAGCCACAACAGCUUGUUGCUGCCUCCCUGUGCCCCGGCCGGGAAGCUGACCGGUGAGGCCCAAGGAAGGGGCAUAAAAGUGAAGGUUGACGUUGUGGAUCCACCGGGAAAGGUGGUGAAGCUAGGAAACGUCUGCAUUGGGCAGACGGUGAAGAAGAUCGUCACCAUAGCCAACAAGAGUGCAGCCCCUCUGGCCUUUCAGCUCAGAGUCACAUCCACCGCGCCAGAGUUGCAGGAAGCUGGGGUUCUGUGCUUGAAGCCCAGCAAGGAGCUAAAGCUGAAGCCCAGAGGAGACAGAGGCAAAGUGGAGGUGACCUUCUCCCCGAAGCGCCCCAUCCAGCCGUUCAGCGGGGAAGUGCUGCUGGAGUGCGGCGGGCUGGCGCGCUCCCUCUUUGUGGUGCGGGGCUCCUGCCAGGGCAGCCUCGUGAGCUUGGACCAGGAGCAGCUCAGCUUUGGAGCCGUGGUGCAGCAGAGCUACACGUGGCGGCGCGUGGUCAUGCGGAACGCGGGCGUCACAGGAGUCAGGUUUACGUGGGACGUGGAGAGCUUCAAGCCGGACUUUUCCAUCAGCCCCACGAAGGGUUACAUCAGCCCAGGGAGGGAUGUCCCCUUCGUUGUGACCUUCCGCCCCUCGAAGCUGAGCCAGGCUGUCCAGUACGAGGGGCUGCGGUGCUUCAUCCAGGGCAGUGAGGCGCUGCGGCUUACGCUGUCAGGAUCCUGCGUGGAGGCCCCUGGCCCCAAAGAGACCCUGACUUUCAGCUGCAGUGUGCGUGAGAGGCAGAGCCAGACCAUCCUCCUUUCCAACCCAAGCAACGAGGCCUGGACCCUGCAGCCCAUCAUUGAGGGGAAGUACUGGAAAGGGCCUGAAUUUAUCCAUCUGGAGGCCAGGCAAAAAGAAAAGGCCUACCAGGUCACCUACAGACCCCUAAGCAUGAGCUCUGAGAACAAGAAGCAUCAGGGCUCCAUCUUCUUCCCCCUGCCGGACGGGACAGGCUUACGCUACCACCUGGAAGGAACUGCUGAAGCCCCCCGGUGUUCAGGGGCCAUUUCCCGGCAGGUUCCAUGCAGGAGUUCCCACACGGAGCUCAUCCCUGUGUCCAACUGGCUGCACAGCCCACAGAGGCUCCUGGUGGUUAUUGACAUGCUGAAACCAGAGAACGUGGAAAGCAGUUCUGUGCUGCAGGGGUGUUCCUACAUUGACGUGCCAAGCUCUGCAAAGAAGGACUACCAGCUCACCUUCUUCUCCUACAAAGAAGGAGUCUUCAGGGCAAAGGUGACCUUCCUCAACGAGACAACCGGAGAGUACUUGUUCCACGUGGUGACUUUCAAGGUGACGGCUUCGGGACCCAUCGGCACUGUGAAAAUGAGCACCGCUGUUCGGCAGAGGGUGUCCUCCACCGUCAAGGUGGACAACCCUCUGCCUGUCCCGGUGACGUUUGACGUCACCUGCGAAGUGCCCGAUGUCAGCGCUCCACAGCACUUUACUGUUCCUGCACAGUCGAAGGCGGAUCUUGUCUUGGAGUAUCAGCCCCUGAAAACGGGUGAGAGCACCGGGCACCUGGUGCUCCAGAGCAGCGACUUGGGCUCUCUGUCUUACAACCUGCAGCUGAAAGCCAUCUCGCAGAGGCCAGAGAAGCCCGUGUAUUUCCGCGCCACGCUGGGCUCCCGUCAGACCAUCACCACCAAAAUACGGAAUUUUGCCCAGCAGAAGACCGAGUACCUGCUGCAGACCGACUGUGCCGACUUCCAGACGGCAAAAUCCAUCAGUGCGGCACCUGCUGGCGCUGGGGGCUCGGACCUGAGCGUGGAAGUGACCUUUGAGCCCUGCCAGCUGGGCGAAGCCAAGGCCACGCUGCAGCUCAGCUCCGCAUUGGGCGGGCAGUACCGCAUCCCACUCAUCGGCCUUGCACUGCCCCCUGAAGCCCAGGGCCCCUUCCUCAUCCCAGCCGGCGGCUCCACCUCCAUCUCCUUCAGGAACGUCUUCCCGAAGGCCACGGCGUUCCAGUAUGCAGUAAAGCACCCGGCCUUCACCGUCAGGGCCCCCGAGAUGCUGCGCGCCAAGAGCAGCACCACCAUCACCGUCUCCUUCAGGGGCGGCCGGGCUCCUGUCACCAGCAGGCUGGUGGUCUCUUGCCCUGGGGGCUCCUGGAUCUACCACCUCCGGGGCCUGCCCUCCACCCUCAAGUGACCAGCUGCCCGCGGCCCUUCCCGCCACGUUCGUGCUCUCUGGAGCAAAUAAAUUUCAUUUAAAUCCCUCC